CUCCCCACGUGGUUCUCUGUUUUGGUCGUUCUUCCGGGUUCUCCACCUGCAGAGCCGUCUGACACCUCAGCUUUAUCUCACAUUUAUUUCGCUUACUGAAGAAAACAACAGUGUAACCGCAACAUAAUGUUUAACUUUAACAUUUUGCUCGCCAGCUAACGUGGAGGUUUGAUUUCACAGCCAGUAAUCAAGCUUCAGCGAGCAGGCUUCACAUCAGCCACACAGCCAUUGGAGCUGUAGUUGUCGACUAUGGCGGCUGUGGACAGCUUCCAGUUUCUGUACACAGAGAUCGCUCGCUCAUGUAAUUCGUACUUUGAGACCCUGGCGCUGGUGGGUGCUGUGUACACGGCCAGCAGAGCCGCCGUGCUGCUCAGGGACUGCUGCACCUUGGUCAGGGUGCACUUCCUGCCCAGGAUGAUGCCGAGCAGGAGACUGGCCCAGCGCUUUGGCCAGUGGGCUGUCAUCUACGGGGCGUCAGAGGCUAUCGCUAAAGCCUAUGCUGAGGAGCUGGCCCGGCAGGGCAUCAACAUUAUCUUUGUCAGCCAGGACAAUGCCGCUGUCCGAGACGCUGCCCUGUCCCUGUCCCAGAGCUACGGGGUGGAGACUGUUAUUGUCGAAGCCGACUUCACGCUGGGCCAAGUGGCCGGCAAGCCCGUCAAAGAUGCCUUGAGGGGCAAAGACGUCGGCUUCUUGGUGAACUGUGUCGACGAGUCCUUGGCUUUCCCUCAGAGCCUGAUUGAAGUUUCUGAGCAAGACCUGUUGGAUUUGGUGAACCGGAACGUGGCAGCCAUCACUCUGAUGACCAGGCUGGUCCUGCCGGGGAUGGUGGAGCGCAGCAGAGGGGCUGUGGUCAAUAUAUCAUCAGGAGCCUGCUGCCAGCCCUUACCUGGAAGAGUGACACUCUCCGCCUCCACUGGCUACCUGGAUCACUUCUCCAGAGCUCUUCACCUUGAGUAUGGCUGCAGGGGGAUCUAUGUCCAAAGUCUGAUUCCUUUCCAGGUUGCUUCCAGUGGACGACCACCAUCGGCAUCAUCAUCAUCCUCACCAGCAGCAGCAGCAGCACAUGGCUGGCUGGUACCAAAGCCAGAGGUGUAUGCUCGCCAUGCCAUUUCCACGCUGGGCAUUUCUCAUAGGACCACAGGCUACUGGCCUCAUACACUGCAGUAUGGACUGAUGAGGUGCAUUCCAGAGUGGAUUUGGGUGCCUGCGUCACGAAUGCUGCUCAGCUCAAGCUAAGAUCCCGCUUUUCCUCCGUUCAGCAGGAAAGACGCACUGCAGUUACUGGCUUUUUCAAUCACUGGAGUCUCUUGGUAGAAUUUAGUUUCUUUUGCCAAGAGUUUAUAGUAGGUCUGUUGGUUAGUUUCUCUGCUGAGGGCUGCAUUAGUCACAAGCCAUUUUGCUCCCAUUGAUUCCCUUUAUUGAUCCCAUCCUUGGGUGAUCUAGAGCCAGUCCCACAAGAUUGGGCCAAAUGAAUGUAUGCCACUAUGGUUAAAAGCGCACAUUUCUUAUCCACGUGUCAUUGGACUAUGGAUUGGAUUGGACACAAUUUGUGAAGUCCCAAAUCUUCUUUAGAUGCCAGAGAACUUGGGAAUUUCUUGAUGUCUUUUAUGGUCUGGAGUAGCUUCAUGAGAGGAUCCAAUUACACCCAAUUAAUCACUGUAAAAAAAAAAAAAAUCUUGAUGAAAAAUUGCGCAUUGUAGUUUACCAUCCCUUUAAGCACCUUGUUAAU
This is a messenger RNA of Myripristis murdjan (pinecone soldierfish), 1729 nucleotides long. RefSeq names its product hydroxysteroid dehydrogenase like 1 (gene hsdl1). The transcript has 5 exons. NCBI's taxonomy places the organism in Eukaryota, Metazoa, Chordata, Actinopteri, Holocentriformes, Holocentridae. The record is from RefSeq and is a predicted model, not a curated record. Bases 250 to 1236 code for a protein of 328 amino acids. Gene Ontology annotation, cellular component: mitochondrion.